AUUUUGAUUAAAUUAUUUAAGGACACUAAAAUGUAUUUUAGCAAGAUUGUUAGUGAAGUUUUUGACCAAGAUAUUUUGAGAAAAAGGGAUUAUUAUAUCUUUGUGGUUUUUUGGUUAUUUCCUAUUAUUUUUCAGGUUACUUAAUUUAGAAAAUCGUUCUUACUAAAAUAAUACCAUUUCUCCGUUCUAUAAAACCAGUUUCACAAUAGCUAAACCAACAACAUACACCAAUAUUCAAAAUAUUUUUCACUUAAUAUACUCAACAAAAUACAAAAAAUGGAGAAAAUAUCAAUGAAGUUUGCUUUCGUUGCCUUCUUUGUUGUUACAUUCGUGAUGUGUAUCAUAACUAUACAAAAUGUUGAAGCAAGGCGUGUAUUAUCGGAAGAAAUUCCACAGAUUGCGUUGCAUCGUGAUGAGAACCGAUGGGGUCUUGGGUGCAAAAAAGGAUGUCAUUUGAUAUGUUAUGCUCCUGAUCCAACUUUUCCUAUAUGUCGUUGUAUAUGCUAAUUUUUAUACACCCCCUCGUUUAAUCAAAUAAAUAAGAUAUGUUUUAAUUAAUAAAAUAAAUU
Arabidopsis lyrata subsp. lyrata is the source of this 569-nucleotide messenger RNA. RefSeq lists its product as uncharacterized. The coding region runs from base 277 to 507 and encodes 76 amino acids. The transcript has 2 exons. The record is from RefSeq and is a predicted model, not a curated record. Lineage: Eukaryota; Viridiplantae; Streptophyta; Magnoliopsida; Brassicales; Brassicaceae.